GAACUCACGCUGUGCAAAUGUAAUCAACAUUCGUGAAUCUCACCGUCACCUAAAAACAGCCGCCUUUCAAGAAGCGAGCUGCCUGAAAAAAGAUGCACGAUGUACUCUAAACUGGGUCACUCUCCACCCAGAGGGCUGGGCGCGUGGCUGACUCUCUGUCUACCCCUGUGCCACAGGCUUCGAGCGUCUCCGACAGCCCGGGGAGAGAGAGAAAUGGGAAACAGCAUACGAUCCACCUCAGCGCCUCCAGAGAGGCCUGUGCCCUGCCCAGACGGACUGGACAGCGACUUCCUGGCUGUGCUGAGUGAUUACCCUUCUCCUGACAUCAGCCCCCCAAUAUUUCGCCGAGGGGAGAAACUGCGUGUGAUUUCUGAUGAAGGGGGCUGGUGGAAAGCCAUUUCCCUCAGCACUGGCCGAGAGAGUUACAUCCCUGGAAUAUGUGUGGCCAGAGUUUACCAUGGCUGGCUGUUUGAAGGGCUGGGCAGAGACAAGGCGGAGGAGCUGCUGCAGCUGCCAGAAACAAAGAUUGGCUCCUUCAUGAUCAGAGAGAGUGAGACGAAGAAAGGUUUCUACUCCCUCUCAGUGAGACACCGGCAGGUAAAGCAUUACCGGAUCUUCCGCCUGCCCAACAAUUGGUAUUACAUUUCCCCAAGGCUCACGUUCCAGUGCCUGGAGGACCUGGUGAAUCACUAUUCCGGUAAGAAACACUCCAUCAGGACCCAUCAAUGGCUGGAGGAAGACCCCGAGGGAGCAGAGAACCCACUUGGCGUGGACGAGUCCCUUUUCAGCUAUGGCCUCCGGGAAAGCAUCGCCUCCUACUUGUCCCUGACCGGUGAUGACAGCACCCCCUUGGACCGAAAGAAGAAAAGCGUGUCCUUCAUGUACAGCGGGAGCAAGAGAAAGAGUGCCCUCUUCUCGUCGCCGCCGUACUAUGAGGACUAGCCCGAGAGCAGACGCCAUGGCGCGCGUCCCAAAGGAGCAGAGGUUGGAACUGUGACCUGGGAUCUUGCAGGGGCAUGGUUCCCUGGUCCCUGGGGAGCCUCACAUCUUCCAGAAGCCAAGAGAAGCUCACAGGAGGCUCGAACUUGCAUCUUCUCUAUCGCGUGAUGACAAAGGGUCCCUGGUGUCUGAUCAGUUCUGGGACAUCACAAAGUGUUGGCUGGUCAUGUGAUCAGGCAACGCUUCCGAAGAGCCCUGCUUGUACGUUCUGUGCGAGCUCGUCGGGUUUGUGGGCAAGAGGGACCCUCUCUCACUAAAAAGUGCACCAGGACCAUCCUCCAAACCGUCCAGAUGGCCUCACCCUGCGCUCACUGGAGAAAACUUGCGAAUGAGAAGAACCCAAGAAGAAGAUGAGCCAAAGGUGCGUCCUGGCAGAAGGUCUGGGUUUGCACAUCGGCCCCCUGCACGGAACUUUUUAAGUCAAUCCACAAAGAGACCCUUGGUAUGCAUCACCUCUCUUUCAGGGACCUCAGUGACACUAAACAUUAACCUCCCUAACUAGCCCUGAAUCAGGAGAUCCGCUUUGCCCUGCUGGUCCCAAAGCCACAUGUGCAGAAGUCAGGAGGCCUCCCUACUCCUGCAGGGGGCAGGGCAAACGUGCCAGGGCAGGCUGCUCGCAGGGAAGCACUGGGGUGGGCCUGGAGCUGGGCAAGCUUUCACGGGGUCCCCAGCCACAGCUUUGCAGCACAGAAAGAGCUUCUGCGGCAUGCUGAGGUUCUCACCUGUACGAAUGCAUCAACGAUUCAUUCCUGAUUGCCCAAAGGGGAACUGUGUUAAAGCCUGUAUAAGGUGUCCAGUAAAAAAAAAGAAAAGAGAAAAAAAAAAAGAAAAACGAUGAACAAGCCCCAGACCCCAGCAGAGGUCCUCACAAUACAGACAGGAAGAAAAAUAUGUCAACAAAUAUUGUGAAAGUGGGUGUAAAAGCAGAAAUCGGCUCGCGGCUUUGGGUGGGACUCGUGUUUCCGCUGGACCUUCCGAGUCGUGCCUGGACAGAGACGGUCAGAAUGGUUGGAUGUUUUUUGAAAACAGGAAGUUGUUUUUUCAAAAAAAAAAAACAGUUCUAAAGAAGGAGUUCAUCCAGUGCUCUAUUCUAACAAGGGUCUGGCAUCCAUGUAAAUAAAAGCACUGAGCUCCAGGGAAGAUGGGAGACGCAGAGUGGUGUAAUUGUGUCUUACUGUAAUUUUAAGAGAUGAGAGAGAAGCAAGGUGAAGACCUAGAGAAGGAGGACCGUUAUCGCCAGGCCACCCAUCCCACCCGGGUCCUGUUGGGAAGGGGCGGCACUGAAGCCGUGACUCCUUCUUCCGUGUUGCAAAGGGACUCGGGGGAUGACGCUGUGUGUGGUACACACAUCUCGCUGCCCGACAGAGUAGUCUGUCUGUUCACCAUACGCAUUCUGCAGAGCUGAGAUCACUGUGCUGGCGGGACGUGUCUAUGCAUUUACAGGACUUUCUUAUCACCAGAUUCCACGGUGUUUAUGCAAGCAGACAUCUGUGGUUUCCCCAGCAAUCCCCAAAGGCUGUUUCGAAGGGACCAGCCCGUGUAUGGGGCAUGAUUGUAACACUGUGGGCACUGACUUCUGCCAUAAGGCAGGAUGACCUCGCACACUCCAGAUGUUUGUACAGGGUCUUCUGUGCUGUUUUCCGUUGUGACUAACGUGGUUGGAAUGUGCGGGGAGGACUUGGAGGGAUUUCUAAGUGGGAAGCAUUACAUUUUGCUAAAUCAUGUAUUUAUUCCUGAUUAAAAUAAACUUAAUAAAUAUUUAACCCCUGGAA
Molecule: messenger RNA, 2771 nt
Organism: Hipposideros armiger (great roundleaf bat)
Lineage: Eukaryota; Metazoa; Chordata; Mammalia; Chiroptera; Hipposideridae
Gene: SLA
Product: Src like adaptor
Exons: 6
Coding region: 100-942 (280 amino acids)
Molecular function (GO): protein binding
Source: RefSeq, a predicted model, not a curated record